Epinephelus moara (kelp grouper) is the source of this 481-nucleotide messenger RNA. RefSeq lists its product as uncharacterized. The record is from RefSeq and is a predicted model, not a curated record. Lineage: Eukaryota; Metazoa; Chordata; Actinopteri; Perciformes; Serranidae. The transcript has 2 exons. Bases 154 to 399 code for a protein of 81 amino acids.
ACGACCACACUCAUCUAGCGAAGCACAGCAGAGCAGUUUCAGAGACCUUCCUCGUAGUCUUUCUUUUGCUUUUUGAAUUUUUUUAUUUAUUUUUGUUGCUGUCUGUAGUUUUACUUUUACACACUCAAGCUGGCAACCAUCGAUCCAGGGAUAAUGGAGUUAUCGCUGAUGGCAGCACAGCAUUUCCCGGCUGUGAGCGGGGCCUUCAUGGAUUCUCCGUACAAUGGCAACACGUCCCUGCAGACGUCCACCUCCAACCUCAACACCGGCUACUCUCGACCCUCGGAAGCAGAGGAUGAUGGAAAAGUGUCCAGUGACACCAUCUGGCUGUGGAUCGCUGUGCUGGCAACCAUCGGCAACAUAGUGGUGGUGGCCGUGGUUUGUGCCUGUGCCUUCUGACAAGAUGGACGAGUGGAGCAGAAACGCUGCUGCUGUCGGAUGAUGGGAAACCUUGUAUAUCCUGAAAAUAUAUUUUUCUUCG